Molecule: messenger RNA, 1237 nt
Organism: Aedes aegypti (yellow fever mosquito)
Lineage: Eukaryota; Metazoa; Arthropoda; Insecta; Diptera; Culicidae
Product: serine protease easter
Exons: 4
Coding region: 7-1128 (373 amino acids)
Biological process (GO): proteolysis
Molecular function (GO): serine-type endopeptidase activity
Source: RefSeq, a predicted model, not a curated record
AUUCUCAUGCUUCCUAUGACAAUCAGUGUGCUUAAUUCGUCUGUUGCCGCAGAGAUGUCUGAAACAGUGCUCACGAUUCUGCUGCUCAGCCUAACUGUCUCAUACGGUGCGGCGACUGAACUCAAUCUGGAAUGUAUCACACCGGGUGGAGGCCACGGCCGGUGCGUUCCCGUGAGCUCCUGCAAAUUUGCAAUCUCAAUUUUGCGUAGUAAAUCCUUUACUCAGAGCGAUAAAAUCUACUUGGAUCAGUUUCGGUGCGGAGAGCUACCCAACAGUAGGAAAAUACUGGUAUGCUGUCCGGAGCUCAGGAGUGAAGAGAGAUGUGGACGCUUGACGCUGGAGGAUUACAUCCUGGGUGGUGAAGAAACGGAUCCGGAUGAAUAUCCUUGGACGGCAAUGCUCGCUUAUGAGGGCAUCAGUGGCCGGAGAAGUUAUGGUUGCGGAGGAACGCUGAUCAAUGAGCGAUAUGUUGUUACCGCUGCUCACUGCGUCGAUGCUUUGCGUGUUAGAAAACUGGUAGCAGUUCGUCUUGGAGAGUGGGAUUUGGACACAACGGAAGACUGCCGCGGUAGUAGAUGCUUUGUGGAAUACCAGGACGAUUAUACAGUAGAGAAAGUAAUAGUCCACGAGAACUACUCGAACCAGAAUCUGAACAAAAUCAACGAUAUCGCACUGAUAAAGCUGAACAGCACCGUAGAACGAACGGAACUUGUGGCUCCGAUAUGCAUACCAACAUUAGAGAUGGCAAAAUCAAUGCAAGUUGAAGGAACUUCGUUCGAUGUCGCCGGUUGGGGGAAAACAGAAACAGGAUUUUUAAGCCGCCGGAAGUUGAAAGUUUCUUUGCCGGGGCAACCCAUCGAGACGUGCAAUACGGCAUUUGCGGCAGCCAACGUUACGUUCUCUGGGAAGCAGAUCUGCGCCGGGGGCGUUGACGGGAAGGAUUCCUGCAAAGGUGAUUCCGGUGGUCCGUUGAUGUUGAUCAUGAACAACCGUUGGCAUCUGGUGGGAAUCGUGAGCCUUGGAGCCAAGCCCUGCGGAAAACAGGGAAUACCGGGCGUUUACACACGGUUCGGGGAGUACCUGGAUUGGGUGGCGGCCAAAAUCGAACUGGAGAAGCGUGGGAACUAAGUGGAAGAUGUGAGAAAACGUGACGAAUUUAAAAAAUAAGUUUUAUUUAAGAUGAAGUAUUUUAUAGAUUAGUAAAAAGUAAAAAAAUGUAGAAAUUUUGAGGUAAAUC